AUGCUUCCAACAGGAAGAGAUACCACUAUUGCAAACAACAUCGAGGAAGGAAACAGCCGACGCUUUCCUCAUUGGGUGCGGUCGCCCGACCCGCUCACUCUAGUUGUAUACUCAGAUACCUCUCUGUCCUCUCAGGGUGUCGACAACUAUGGUUUCACUAUUCACCAGGGCAGCUUCCUCGUCCUCGGUGGAUCAGAUCGCCGUGUACCUGCAGAGGUCUUUGAAGCCGAAGCUACUGGAGACAACGUCGAACAGGCAGAGGAACUGCUCAGAAUCUUCUUCCCACCGCUACCGACAGACAUAGAAGACGAAGGCCCGCGACUGCAAAGUGGUCAUUAUGUCAAGUGGAUCGAUGCCUUCUGCUCGAGCCGCACGGCGACCAUCGUGCACUUUACCCGUGUCGUCGACCGUUCUAGCCGCAUACCGUUCACGAUCAAGGGAGAUGUGAUCAGACCGAAGCAGAAGGCCGAGAUCUUGGGUAUCAUUAUGGACGCGGGACUGGUGUUCAAGAAACACAUAGCUGAAGCGGCCAUCAGAGGUCUCUCGGCGGCCAUGUGCCUGAAAAUACUGAGGAUAGAAUCCCCACCUACGGCCAGACAGCUGUUUCCGGCGACUUUUGCUCUGGCGAUAAACUACGCUUCGGUCGUGUGGUCAAAUGCACGAGGCAAGAGAGAACUGAACUGGCUCAGCAGCAGCGAGGAACGCCAGCGGCAUUGUUAUCGCGACCAGCGCUUCUGA
Fusarium mangiferae is the source of this 738-nucleotide messenger RNA. RefSeq lists its product as uncharacterized. The record is from RefSeq and is a predicted model, not a curated record. The coding region runs from base 1 to 738 and encodes 245 amino acids. The transcript has 3 exons. Lineage: Eukaryota; Fungi; Ascomycota; Sordariomycetes; Hypocreales; Nectriaceae.